This is a messenger RNA of Neocloeon triangulifer, 1058 nucleotides long. Its product is annotated as 5-hydroxytryptamine receptor 1A-alpha-like. Lineage: Eukaryota; Metazoa; Arthropoda; Insecta; Ephemeroptera; Baetidae. The record is from RefSeq and is a predicted model, not a curated record. The transcript is spliced from 4 exons. Gene Ontology annotation, molecular function: G protein-coupled serotonin receptor activity; neurotransmitter receptor activity. Gene Ontology annotation, biological process: G protein-coupled receptor signaling pathway, coupled to cyclic nucleotide second messenger; chemical synaptic transmission. Gene Ontology annotation, cellular component: dendrite; membrane. The coding region runs from base 1 to 1023 and encodes 340 amino acids.
AUGGACGAGAAUGGUGCGCAAAUUUUGUCCGAGCCCCUGAGCAUCGUCAUUUUAGCCUUCAUUGGGUUGCUAGUGCUGUGCAGCUUUUUCGGCAACGCCGUCAUCCUGACGGCCAUCCACUUUGACCGGACCAUGCAGAGCGUGGGUUACCUCUUCGUCGGUUCCAAGGCCGUGUCUGACCUGCUGACCAUCAUUGUGGUGGUGCCCUUGGCGGCCAUCGACGACCUCCUCAACUACUGGCCCUUCAGCGACAAACUUUGCGAGGUGUGGAUGGCCCUUGACGUGACCCUAGUCACGGUGCCCAUUCUCACCCUGCUCGCCCUCGGAAUCGACAGAUACAUCCACAUGAAGUACCCGACCUUCUACCUGAGUUACUUCACCAAGAAAACGGUGGUCCUGAUCAACGUGGCCGCGUGGCUCAUGUCCUCGUGCGUGUUCGGCAUUCCGUGGAGCGGCGACUUCCACCGCACUGGGCACCGUCACGACGCGCACAACCGCACCGUGUGCAUUCCGCAGUACCCGCCGGCGCUGUCCUUCACGUUCGCCGCCCUGUCCUUCGUCGUGCCCAGCGUCUGCAUGAUCGUCAUCUACAACCGGCUGUACCAAUACUCCAAGCGGACGACCCAGAAGUUCCAACUCAUGUUCAAGACCCUGCAGAUGAACUACCCUGACCUCGACCCCAAGAUCCCCUUUCUCUCGGAGCAAAGAGCCACCAACACCAUCGGCAUCAUCAUGAUCACCUUCAUCGCGUGCUGGACACCCUUCUUUGUCUUGGUCAUGGUCAGGGCGUUGAGCGACGGUUCAUGCUGCCCUUCCUGGGUUUUUAAGUUGGUCACUUGGAUUGGAUACUCGAAUUGUGUGCUGAGCCCUCUGAUCUACGCGUCAACGAACCAAAUUUUCAGGGCGGCGUUCGCCAAGACCCUCGGCGUAAUCAACCAAGAGACCUACGACAGGAAGGUCAGCGUCGAGGUCAGGCCUUCGAAGAGGAGCUCGAACGAGUCCGAGCAAAUUGAGUUGAAUUAAUUCAUUUCUUUAUGUAUUUGUGUUUUUAAUGAAAC